Coturnix japonica (Japanese quail) is the source of this 2576-nucleotide messenger RNA. It is a transcript of the gene LRRC17, whose product is annotated as leucine rich repeat containing 17. NCBI's taxonomy places the organism in Eukaryota, Metazoa, Chordata, Aves, Galliformes, Phasianidae. The record is from RefSeq and is a predicted model, not a curated record. Gene Ontology annotation, molecular function: protein binding. Gene Ontology annotation, cellular component: plasma membrane.
UGUAAUUCAAAACCCUGGAAGGCUGCUGCAGUGCUUGUUCUACUUCAGUAUACCAUGAAUGCAGGAUGCAGCCAGUCAUAUAAAGGAUUCUCUUCUUCACAGAAUGGAAGAAAGACGUGAAGGACAAACCUGAAUGCAACCUGAAAGGUCCAAGUAGAUGAGCUUGUGACAUCCUGUGCCAGUGCCCAGGGACACCACAUACCCCGGCUGGGCCUAUUCAGAUCUGGACGACACUGAUUAAGACAACAAACAUUUUCUUCUCUCCCAAUUGUCACAAAAAAACAAGUGGGGCAAGCUGAAUGUCAGGAUGCAAGUCAUUACUAUUAUAAUGCUACUUCUUCUUUGUAAAGCAGCUGACUUUAGGAAAACAAGGAAUAGGAAUCUGAGAAAAAAUGAAAGGGAAAGCAUUUUAAGAAGAGCAUCUAGCACCGUUAAGCGCAAUGCCCAGGGCCAACCAUGCGAUAUAUAUGUUUACCUUCAUGAGAAAUAUCUAGAUUGUCAGGAAAGAAAAUUGGUUUUUGUGGCACAUGAUUGGCCUGAGGAUUUGAAGCACAUGCUGCUAGCAAGAAACAGGAUUCGUAAAUUGAAGAAUAAUAUGUUUUCUAAAUAUAAAGUAUUGAAAAGUCUGGAUCUACAGCAGAAUGAUAUAUCAAAAAUUGAGAGCCAGGCUUUCUUUGGUUUGAACAAACUUACCACACUCCUACUCCAGCAUAACCAAAUCAAGAGCUUAUCCGAGGAGAUUUUUAUUUAUACGCCCAGUCUAAACUACCUUCGUCUUUAUGAUAAUCCUUGGCACUGCAAUUGUGAACUGGAAACUCUUGUUGCAAUGCUACAAGUUCCAACAAACAGAAAUUUGGGAAACUAUGCCAAGUGUGUGCAUCCAAUUGAACUGAAAAAUCAGAAGCUAAAACAGAUAAAAGCUGAACAGCUAUGUAGCGAAGAGGACAGGCAAGAUCCCCAAAACAUAAAACAGAAGCCUGAAGCUACCAAACCAGAAUUUGAUUCUUCUUUGUGCCACAUGUAUGUGUUUCCUGUACCAACUCUGAACUGCAAGAGAAAAGAUUUAAAGAAAGUCCCAGGUAACAUACCUCCAGAUAUAGUUAAACUUGAUUUGUCCAACAACAAAAUUAGACAACUACGACCCAAAGAGUUUGAAGACGUCAGUGAAUUGAAGAUAUUAAACCUAAACAGUAACGGAAUAACUUACAUUGAUCCUGCUGCUUUCUCAGGGCUCAAUAACUUAGAAGAGCUGGAUCUAUCUAACAACAGCUUGCAGAAUUUUGAAUAUGGAGUACUGGAAGAUCUUUACUUUCUGAAAGUUCUGUGGCUGAGAGAGAAUCCUUGGAGAUGUGAUUACAACAUUCAUUAUCUUUUCUACUGGUUGAAGCAUCACUACAACGUCCACUACAAUGGCCUAGAAUGCAAAAUGCCUGAGGAAUACAAAGGGUGGUCUGUUGGAAAAUAUGUUCGGAGUUAUUACGAGGAGUGCCCUAAAGACAAGCUUCCCAUUUAUCCGGAAACUUUUGAUCUGGACAAAGACGAUGAGGAAUGGGAACGACACAAAGAAAAGUCAGUUCAAACAGUUAAAAAACACAGUGUAAUUGUCACUGUCCUAGGUUAAUAAGGACACUUUUUUUUCCCCAGUAAGUUCAAAUAUUUGGUACUCUGACAGAAAAAAAGAAAAAGGAACCCAACACGCUGUUUACAUUUUUGUUAAUGAUACGGAUUGCUAGACUAUUUGCCUACAAGGAUUUUAAUGCAGUUAAUUAGUACAGGAUGGCAUUAGUUACACAGAAUCCUUCAAUAAGUAGUUGUUUCUGACUGUUUGUUCUGCACACUCUUGUGAAAUAUUCUGGUAGAAAUUCAAAAGUAUGCAGUAAAAAUAGAUAGACCCAAAUGUAGACAUGUGGUGGGGAGGAGCUGUGCAUGAACAUUAUGUAUGAAUGCAGUUUAUGUGUUGACAUGGAGUUGCUGCAGGAUUGUGACCAACACAACUUUCAUGAAUGUAUUGCCAGUUCUUUGUAUCUAUCAGUUUCCUAAAGUAUUCCCAGAAAACAUUUUUUAAGAUUUUGUAUCAGCCACCUGUUGUUUUAUUGUAUAUAAAAAACAAAAAACUGAAGACUUAAAUACAGUUCUAGAAGAACGAGAAUGGUAGUUGUUAUACUGAUUAACAUUCAAACCCAGAAGCUGGGUUCUAUUUGCUGAUUUACCUGUGUUCCUAUUCAGUCCUAACUCAACAAUUCAGCUUCUGCCUCUUCUGUACCUGAGCUGCAUGUGGUAUUCAUACCACAUGCUGAUGUCCAUGCAAACUGAAGGUAAGUAUGCAUCUAAGUGCUUGUAGAAGAGCUGGAUCUCUUCAUCACACAGCUGUCUAUAUGAACAUAUAUUCUUAAAAACCUGUGAUUAUUGUAGUAUAAAGCCAUAGAAAUGCCCUGGCUAACCAGUCAGUACUUCUAAAGUUCCUUGCUAUGUAUUCCUUUACCAAAAAGAGUUAUUUUUACUGAAAGACUCCUACUAGCUUUUACAUAAUGCUUCUGUCUUUUUACAAUUUCUGCACCAUUAAAUGUUGAACUAGA